This is a messenger RNA of Plectropomus leopardus (leopard coralgrouper), 261 nucleotides long. The record is from RefSeq and is a predicted model, not a curated record. Lineage: Eukaryota; Metazoa; Chordata; Actinopteri; Perciformes; Serranidae.
AGAGCGAGAACAAACUGUGUACCUCUUUUUUUAAUGUUGUGCGUGUGCAGGAGGAAGGCGCGUCUCUGAGCUCAGUUCACCUCAUCGGCGUCAGUCUGGGAGCUCACCUGGCCGGAUUUGUAGGAGCAAACCUGAAGGGGAAGAUCGGACGAAUCACAGGUCUGGACCCCGCGGGGCCGAUGUUCACCAGCGCCACGCUAGAGGAGAGGCUGGACCCCUCAGACGCCAUGUUUGUGGACGUACUUCACACCGACAUGAACU